AUGCAAUCGCGAAUUAGCAUCGUCUCCGCCGGAUCGAAGGCUUCGAGUAGCCGUAAGUCUCCAGCUGCUGGUGGCCGCCGCUCCUCAGUGGGUCGACGGGGAUCUCAAAUUAUUCUGCCCGUGCUUCCGACUGUCAAUGUUGAAGAGGAUCAGAGCAAACAGGAGCAAGCUCAGAACGUGAAGAUCGCAACUAUUGCCCCGGAAAUUUUGACUCCUCCAGGCAAAGCCCUGGUCCGCAGUUGGAAUCCGCAGGAGGACUACUUCGAGCUGCGUAUUUGGGCAAGCUCGCCUUUGCAAAAAGGUCCACGAGUCGUCCUCACCGCGGCUGAUGCCAAAGCAAGGUCAACUGUCCCACGGCGCAAUCGUCAGUGGGAAGGUACCGUCAGGACCUUGGCCCGGACAGCUGGCAAUCUCGAGGGUGCGCACGAGGAGUCCUGGUGGGCCACAUGCUCCGAUGUGGCACGCCAUGCACGCUUUGGGCUUAAUGAGCAGCUUGACACAGUGCUUGCGGAUCUCCGGCGAUUCAAUUUGGAGGAUACGAAUGAUGAUCCCGACCUGUUCAAAUUCUGCCACAAGCAUAGUCAUGGAGGCUUCAUGCUUCUGGAUUGCGUCGGCAAGGAGUUGGGAACGCCGGUGAGGUACUAG
Symbiodinium pilosum is the source of this 645-nucleotide messenger RNA. The record is from the annotation of a GenBank genome assembly. NCBI's taxonomy places the organism in Eukaryota, Dinophyceae, Suessiales, Symbiodiniaceae.